GUUUUGUUUACGUGUUCCGUGAUUUCGCGCGCGUUUAAAAAAUAUAUUAAAAUUCAUUUAAUUUAAAAAUUAUCAGUAAUAAGGAAAAUGUCUUGGAAUAAAAUUCUAUGCAAUUAUAAAGAAUUGCAAUUGUUUGGAACGCUGAACGGUGGCCAAAGUUUUAGAUGGAAGCAUGACAAGGAUAAUGAUGAAUGGCUGGGUGUCUUUUCUAAAACAGUUUGGAGGUUAAAACAAAAUGGUGAUAGUUUACAGUAUCAAGUGAUUGGUUCACUGCAUAAAAAAACUGACACAAACUGUAGUAAUUUAAAAGAGGAUUUAAUUUAUGAAAAACUGCUUAAAGACUAUUUUCGUUUGGACUUGAAUUUAGGGGAACACUACAAAGAAUGGUCUGAAAAAGAUAAACUUUUUGAAACAGCUUGCCAACAGUUUUAUGGCAUACGAAUGCUUCAUCAAGAGCCUGUAGAAAAUUUGUUUUCAUUUAUAUGCAGUCAAAACAAUCAUAUAUCAAGGAUCUCAACCAUGGUAGAAAAAUUAUGUACACAUUACGGUGAUGAAAUAUGUACAGUUGAUGGUGUAACUUAUUAUUCAUUUCCACAAAUUGAGAAUUUGGCUGAUAAUAAGGUGGAGUCGAAAUUGAGAGAGCUAGGAUUUGGUUACAGAGCUAAGUUUAUACAAAAGUCGGCAGCCCAAAUUGUGGAUUGGGGAGGAGAUAAGUGGUUCAAGAGUUUGCAGGACAUGAAAUACAAAGAUGCAAAGCAAGAGCUGAUGAAGUUACAUGGCAUUGGGCCCAAGGUGGCAGACUGCAUUUGUCUCAUGUCGUUAAACCACCUACAAGCACUCCCUGUAGACACGCAUGUAUAUCAGAUUGCUGCUCAAAACUACCUGCCUCAUUUGAGGGGGAAGAAGAAUGUCACCGACAAAAUGUACACAGAAAUUGGAGAUCACUUCAGAAAACUUUAUGGAGAGAUGGCUGGCUGGGCACACACUGUAUUGUUUUGUGCAGAUUUAAAGAAAUUGAAAAACAAAGAUGAUAAUUUACUAACAGAAGGUGAAUCUCAAAAGAAGAAAAGGAGAAAAUAAAAACUGUGAUAACUGUUACCUACCAUCUAAAGGUUUUCAAAACCAUGUGAUGCUUUUAAGGUCAAAUAAUUUUAUGCUUUAUUUCAAUAUGCUUUACAAUAAUAUUUUAUAUUUCUUGAUUUUUAAGCAUUUAACUGCUUCAUGUUAAAAUCUAAACAAAAUUUUACUUAAAAAAAAUGCAUUCGACCGGAUAGAGAAGGGUGUGGAUUUGAGUCUUAGUAAAUUUUUCUUUAAAUUUAAAUAAUAUUUUUACUUGUAAAAUGAAGGGGCUUCAUUUUGUACCUCAAU
This is a messenger RNA of Chilo suppressalis (striped riceborer), 1368 nucleotides long. The record is from the annotation of a GenBank genome assembly. NCBI's taxonomy places the organism in Eukaryota, Metazoa, Arthropoda, Insecta, Lepidoptera, Crambidae.